AACAAACUUUCUAGUUAGUGUAGUACAUGUAACUCAACUGUAAACGAUUGUACACUGCGAUAUUCGUAUAAUUCCAUUUCAGUCUUUUUUGUAGCUAAUUUUUUGUUGUUUUUGGUUAAAAAAAUUUCUUUGUGAAUAAUUUACAAGAUUUGGCAAUUUUUUCCAGUCUGAAUUUCAUACGGUGCAUCCACAUCGAGUUCUAUAAUUUGAUCGUUAAUCGCGUUCGUGUGUGUUUUGUUGUUUUUAUUUCGCUACACAAAAUAACAAAAAAAAAAAACUUUAGCUGAAACUCUCCAGAGAUCCAGUUCAGAGAUAUUGUUAAACGGAUUUUCCUGCUAUUUGAUGAAUAUCACCACCUUUGCUUACUCAUCGCAAUUGUGUGUCUACAUUUGAUUUUGAACAACAACAAAAACCACCUGAAGAUUUGACCUUUAAAAAUACAAAAUUCCUGUUUCAUAGAAAUAGUGUCGGUUUAGUGAUCGUAAGCCAUGUCCAAUAAUAAGCUUAUGUUUUGGAACAAACAAAAUGCUAAUCAAAAUCAGAAUAACGAAACAAAAAAUGGUAAAAAUAAGAAUUGGCUUCAUGCCCCGGAUGCUUUAGUUAAUGGCCAUGUUGCUUAUCUAGUCAAAUUUCUUGGAUGUACACCUGUGGAUCAGGCAAAGGGUAUCGAGACCGUCAAAGAUGCAAUCAGAAGACUUCAGUUUGCUCAACAGUUGAAAAAAGCUGAAUCGGGAAACAAUUUCAAGACGAAAAAGGUUGAGAUUACAAUUAGUGUUGAUGGUGUUGCUGUGCAGGAACCAAGAGCACAGAAAGUUUUACAUCAAUUCCCGUUACACAACAUAUCGUAUUGUGCCGACGAGAAAGGAGUUAAGAAGUUCUUUAGUUUUAUUGCCAAAACCAACAAUUCAGUGCCAAAUGGUGACACAUCUACGAUAACCACUAAUCACGCGGAUGAAAGUCAUGAAUGUUUUGUAUUUGUAUCGAGUAAAUUAGCGUCCGAUAUCACAUUGACGAUUGGACAAGCAUUUGAAUUAGCUUAUAGGCGUUACAUGACCGAUAAUGGUAAAGGAACGGAAAUCACAAAACUACAAAGUCAAAAUAAGCAGCUGGAGAGUACUGUAUCAGCCUAUCGGCAACGAUUGAAAGAUUUAGUAGAAAUUUUACCGAAGUCUGAUUUGGAUAGACUGUUACUGAGACACGGCUUGCGGGACAUCUUAGAAGUUCCGCAACAAAAUGGACUAGACAAUCAUGUGGCCAGUAUGAACGGUAGUAAGACACCGGAUCUUGGUAUCGAUGUCUCAACACCGAAUAACGAUGACCAACUGCUAAUUGAAACGUCACCAAAACAUUUUGCGCCACUCGUUCCACCUAGAAAUAUACAAAAUCAAAUCAACAGCACACUGGAAGCGCUAAAGCCGAGCGUCGGAACGAAAUUGGAGGGUCUGCUGUUGAACUCGGACUCGGACAGUGAUUUUGAUCCGCGAGCUGACGAAUGUGAGACCAAUUCAUCGUCGACGACGGCAUCGUUGAACGGAAAUGGCAACAAAAUUUCCAAUGAUUUCUUCGGCUUCGAGCCACCGAAAACAAUGGGUCAACACUUAUUCACCCAUCCCGUAAACCAUACGAAUGGCGUUAAUGGUACAAUGAAUGGGCAUCAAGUUAGUCCGCCGCCUUUAUUGGCUCCACCACCAAAAGCAUCAAUUCCGCGAAGAAGCACUCCAUCACAAAUUAACAACAACAACAACAGCAAUGUGAUCAAUAACAAUUCCAGUCAAGAUUUGUUCGGAUCAACACCAUUCAAUGCCAUGCAAACGAAUUCGUUCGAAGCCACUAUCGGUUAUGGUGCAUUUAAUCUUUCCUCAAGUUCAUUCGAAUCAAUACCAAAUUCAUCGAUCACCACCGGCGAAGCCAAUCCGUUCAACAAAUCCGGAACUAAUUUUAACGACACCACGACCAGUAUCAACAGCUUGGGACUGUCAAUGAUUUCCAGCACAUCAACAGAUGCUUUCGAUGCGUCAUUCAACCAAUCCGGUAUAAGCUACGAAAUGCCCAAUCCAUUCAUGACAAUCAAUCAGUCGACCAAUCCACCGAUCAGUGAAUCGAAUGGAAUUGGCUAUGCCAGUCAAGUGAAUCCGUUUGCAACGUCCGACGGGUUAAUGAUGAACAGUGGAUUAGAAUCGAAUGGACACGGAAAAUAUGAUGCGUUUCGUAGUUCAACAUUGGAAAUGAAUCGAGUGGAGAUUGGAGAGGAAAUCGGUGAAAUGAAGACUGUUGAUUUGAAUUUGUUUAAGGACGCCGCAGCUGCUGCGUUUAGUGAAUUUGGUAAAUCUAAGCAUGACUACACAAAUAAUAAACUGACUGAAACGAACGCUUUUAAGAAGGAUGUCGUGAAUGGGAAGAACAACUUCAGCAAAUCAAUUGGCUUUUCCGCCGAUGAUUUUACUCUGGAAAGUCUGGAUCCGUUAAGGAAGUAAAUGUAAACUAAUCCAAUGAAUUUUUGGGUAAUAAUUUUUUUAUUUAACCCAAGAAUCUGAAUACUAAAAUGUCAAAAAUGAACAAAUUAUAAGAUCCUUUUGUGCAUAGUAAAAAAAAAUAAUAAUUAAAAUUAUAAAUUAGGAAAAUCGCGCCGAAACGAAGAGUAAAUCAGUUUUUAUUAUACAAUCAUAAUCAAUCGAUGAAGCGCGUCAAAAUUAAAAUUUACUUUCCGACAAAUUAAAUAUUAGGUUCAAAAGUAUAGGCAAAAAAUAGAAUUCUAUUUAAGUGAUAAAUUCAGAUUGAAAUAUUUUUUGAAAUGAUUUAUUCUCAAUGUAUAAAAUAAAGCGAAAAAAUGAAAGGUAUAAAAUGAAGCAAAGAAAAUUAAAAGUAAAAUAAAAA
This is a messenger RNA of Bradysia coprophila, 2874 nucleotides long. Its product is annotated as PTB domain-containing adapter protein ced-6. Lineage: Eukaryota; Metazoa; Arthropoda; Insecta; Diptera; Sciaridae. The record is from RefSeq and is a predicted model, not a curated record.